AUGGGCUACAAAGAGUUUCUAGUCGUUAUAUUGGCAAUUAGCAGUGCAGCUGCACAAACAUACAAAGUUUGCGUCUCCAAUUCAAAUCCGGUGCUCUGUCAGAACCUUGACAAAGAUGGGAGCCAAGCAGUUUGUGAGCCGGUCGAGUCGAGGGUCGACUGCGCGCUGAAGCUCUCCCGCAACGCGGCGGACUUCGGCGUCUUCUCCGAGGAGGAGAUGAUGCUGCUAUCGCAGCAGCAGCCGAACGAUAACCGGAUCGUCGCCACGAUCAGGGACGUCAACAGGCAAGAGCCCUUCGCCUUCGAAGCGGUUGCGAUAGUGCCCAACUCCCACACUGGCGGUCUGGAGGGUUUGAUCGGCGGCAAAUACUGCCAUCCAGGCUUCGAUGAAUCCGAGAUGCGCUGGUCUCCGAGAGUGUUGAAGGCUUUCGAACGAGUGGUAGCGCGCACGGACCGCUGCCCGGACGCCAACGUGGCGCAGAAAACCGCCGAAGAGAUGGAGAUGGAGACGCUGAGCAGAGCCUUCUCCAGCGGCUGCAGGCCUGGACCCUGGAGCUCGAAUGCAACCAUCGACGAACGCCUCAAGAGCAGCUACUCCUCGCUUUGCGCACUGUGCGGGGGCGAGGGCUGCACUGGCUACACCCUCGACAUGGGCGUGAGCGUCGCGGGCGUCUCCAACACAAACCGCCACAUCCAGGCCCUAGAGUGCCUCCGCACCAACGGGAACGGCAGCGUGGCGUACGUCGCCUGGCAGCACGCGCGCGAGUUCUUCACGAUCCGCAACCCUCAGGACGCGGAGCAGUACUCGCUGCUGUGCGAGGAUGGAUCCCUCCGCGCCCUCACAGAAGACGUUCUCAAAGGGCUCACCUCACCAUGCGCCUUCGUGAGACAACCCUGGAGUGCCAUAGUGGCUUCUGCGUCGACCGCUGCAGCGGUCCAAACCGGUCUGAGGGCGUGGUGGCCGAACGGUGCCAACCCUGGAGGCAACACCUGGCAGUCGGUCCUGUUCAGCGGAGUCGUUGGAGGUUCUAACGCGAGAGUCUUCUUCGAGGAGGGCUUACCGUCGCCCGCGAAUUACACCGCUGAAGUUCGCAACCUGACCAGCGCGGACGCGACCGCCUCCUGCCUGCCGGCGCGCCGCUGGUGCACCAUCUCAAACGGCGAGCACGCCAAGUGCCUCUGGCUGCGGACAGCCGCCUACACGCUGGGAAUCGAACCGGCGAUCUCGUGCCAGCAGAGGGCGAACACGUUCGAGUGCCUGCAGGACAUAAAGGACGACCGCGCGGACUUCAUCGCGACGCCGGCCAACUACGGAUACAUAUCGAGGCAGAACUACCAGCUGUCGGCGGUGAAACUUGUGCAGAACGCGCGCAGCAACCCGGCCGCCUUCUCCCGCGUGGUCGCUCUGGUGAAGAACUCCACUCAGAACGAGAUUACACGCUUUGAAAACCUCAGGGGCGGCAAGGCCUGCUUCCCGGAGUUCGGCGGAAUCGCGUACAUGUCGUUCGUGAACACCGCACAAGAGAGGGGCGUGCUGAGCGCGUCCGAGUGCGACUACGCGAGAGCGGUUGGGGAAUUCUUCGCGGGCGCGUGCGCCCCCGGCGCCAUCGACGCCACGCACUCCCUCAGCGAGUCUUCGAGUUUCAACGCGACCACGCUAUGCUCCGUGUGCAAGCCAGCGGCAUCAACAGACUCUCCCAACGCUUCCAACUUCACCUGCGCCUGGGACCAUACGAACCAAUACUAUGGCAACAACGGCUCUCUGGCAUGCUUGGCAGAUCCCGAAACAGACGUGGCCUUCGUCGAGUUGCAAAACAUUGAGAGGCUGUUCACCAGCCUCGGUCUGCGGCCUACGGACUACAGGGCCCUGUGCCGCAACAACACUUUGGCCGCAGAACCGGGCCUGGCCAUCGACCAGGGCUGCCUCCUAUCCUACGUGGUCGACUCUGAAGUUCUGGCCAGGAGGAACGACCCUUUGAGGAAUGCAUUGGGGGUGUUGCUGGAGACACUUGACCAGUACUUCGGCUACAACGCCGCGACGGGCAGCCAGCACAUCAACUUAGAGAUGUACUCGCCCUUCGACGGGACUAGCGACCUCCUAUUCAAGGACACCGCGGUCGGCCUCUCGGAGCCUUCAAGCACCGCCGCCAACGAAGCGGCCCGCAACUACAUGGAGCUGUUCAGCCACCUGGACGCGUGCACCAGCGUGGCUCCCCCCUCCCUAGGGAUGGCCACACGAAACGUGUACUCCCUGUUCACCCUCUUCCUUUUGACGCUACUCACACGCGUCGUAGUGUUU
Messenger RNA from Iphiclides podalirius (scarce swallowtail), 2298 nucleotides. The record is from the annotation of a GenBank genome assembly. Lineage: Eukaryota; Metazoa; Arthropoda; Insecta; Lepidoptera; Papilionidae.